Molecule: messenger RNA, 1044 nt
Organism: Malassezia restricta
Lineage: Eukaryota; Fungi; Basidiomycota; Malasseziomycetes; Malasseziales; Malasseziaceae
Product: cell division cycle protein
Exons: 1
Coding region: 1-1044 (347 amino acids)
Cellular component (GO): cytoplasm
Source: RefSeq, a predicted model, not a curated record
AUGACGACACGAUCAGCGGAAACGGACGAGAUUGUUCCGAAACCGUCACGCACAGACACUACGACAGCACUUUGGGCCACGCAAUAUGGAGCUUGGUACCCGAUUCACAAACGCUAUACACCCAAGUCGAUCGUGAUUGAUCUUGAAAGCGUUGAGCCGCGCUUUGUUGAAUGGCUGGAUGAAGAUGGAGUUGUGCUAGCAAAUGCGAACGACUCUCGUCAUGCAAGGACAUUACCACAGAAUGAUGAAGCUGAAGUGAUGAGCGAGCCUAGUGAUGACGAAGAUGAAGGAGCUUUUUUCCCCGCGUUGAAUGCAGAAAUUGAGCGCGCCUUGCAGGCUUAUGGCGCCGUUUUCCCCAAAUUGAAUUGGAGUGCGCCUCAAGAUGCGGCUUGGAUUAUGCCUGGGCACACACUACGAUGCCAGACGCCUAACGAUGUAUAUUUACUGAUCAAGUCGUCCGACUUUGCCAUGAAAGAUGUGGUGCAGUUGCGAGAAUUAGCUCAGGCAUGCGAAGCAGAUUCGCGCUAUCAGCGUCCGCGACUGCAACUUGUGCUAAAAAAAUGGUUCGAUAUGCCGCGUUCACACGAAUUCCGCUGCUUUGUUAGGGAUGCGCACGUUGUAGCCGCAUGUCAGCGCGAAAUCUCUUUUUAUGAGCACCUACAAAACACCGCAACGCAGGAACGCAUCCAGUCCAUGCUCAUGGACUUUUACAAUGAGAACAUGGCCCAAACGACGCCCCCUGAUAUUGUAUUUGAUGUAUACCUGACCAAAAAUCUCGACAGCUGCUUUCUGAUCGAUUUGAAUCCAUGGCUCGAUCGCACUGAUACCCUGCUGUGGACAGGUGAAGAGCUAGAGCAAGCAGAUGCCCAGCCAACUCGCAUCCCCCUGCGUGUUUUAACGUCGCCAGCACAGGCAUCUCAAGCACUGCCGACAUAUUCUGCGCACAUGGUCCCAGCUGACGUUAUAGAGCUGAGCCAGGGCGAGCACAUCGCCGAGUUUGCCCAAAAAUGGUCGUCACAACUGCAGGAAGCCGCCAGGCCCUAA